Messenger RNA from Lithohypha guttulata, 2256 nucleotides. RefSeq names its product RNA recognition motif-containing protein (gene NOP4). Gene Ontology annotation, cellular component: nucleolus. Lineage: Eukaryota; Fungi; Ascomycota; Eurotiomycetes; Chaetothyriales; Trichomeriaceae. The coding region runs from base 1 to 2256 and encodes 751 amino acids. The transcript has a single exon. The record is from RefSeq and is a predicted model, not a curated record. Gene Ontology annotation, molecular function: mRNA binding.
AUGGAGCCGGUAUUAAAACGGCGCAAGCUGUCAGACGCGAGCGACGAAGUCAUAGAAAAUGUCACAGAAGCUGCCGCUGUUGCGAACAAGAGACAUUCGCUUUUCGUUCGAUCUCUUCCAGCAUCAGUCACCAAAGAUCGACUGAUCGAGCACUUCUCCCAAUCGUACCCCCUCAAACAUGCUACGGUCGUCUUGGAUCCACAGACAAAAGUCUCUCGAGGCUUUGGUUUCGUAACAUUUGCCGAUGCCGAGGAUGCGCAACAUGCUCUAGCUGAAUUCAAUAACUCGGUUUUAGAUGGCCGGAAGAUCAAGGUCGAGCCUGCUGAAGCACGAAACCGUGAAGUUGACGAACACACCCAGGGUAGAGCAGUAUCUAAGAACGCGAAAGCGGAAGAGUUACGAGCAAAGAGAGCGCAGCAGCAGCAGGAUAAUCAACCACCAAAGCUUAUAGUCAGAAAUUUACCGUGGAGUAUCAAGACUGCAGAAGACCUGACAAAGUUAUUCUUGAGCUAUGGCAAGGUCAAGCAUGCUGUAGUGCCACAAAUACCCACGAAAAAGGAUACUCAGGCUGGAUUUGGUAUCGUGAUAAUCAGAGGUAAGAAGAAUGCUGAGAAUGCACUGCGAGGUGUUAAUGGCAAAGUUGUCGAUGGACGUACACUGGCUGUUGAUUGGGCAGUAGACAAGGAGACAUGGCAAAAACUUAGGCAGGAAGACGUGCAACCAAACGGCGAGGAUACCAAGCAGGCUGCUGUCACUUCAAUCGAGCAGAAAGAGACACUUACUAGUUCAGACGAUGAGGCUAGUGAAGAGGGAGCACAACUGGUAGAUGUGGAUGAAGAUGAGUCGAACCUUAAGGGCGACGAGGCACAACAAGACGGAUCGGACGACGAACAAGACGUGGAUGACGCAGACUUGUCAGCCGACGACAUCUCUGAUCUUGCCGCUGAUGCAGAUGCUACACAAACGGCCUCGAAGUUCAACACCGAGAGCACUACAGUCUUUAUACGCAACCUACCGUAUGACACGGACGAUGAAACUCUCGCCGAACAUUUCAAGCAGAAUUUUGGACCCAUUCGCUAUGCUCGUGUAGUCUUUGAUCACGAAACUGAGCGUCCGAGAGGCACAGCCUUCGUGUGCUUCCGGCUCGAGGACGAUGCAAAAGCUUGCGUAAAGAACUGUCCAAAAUCAGAAUCAGCUACUGCAGCUGGUCAAACUCAUUCAAGACAACAGUCGUCGAUUUUGCAGAACGAAAAUGCAGAUCCGACAGGCAAAUACACGCUCAAUUCGCGUUUACUAUACAUCACCCGUGCUUUACCAAAGGUCGAGGCCGAUACUCGUGCCUCAGAAUCCGAACAGACUCGCCGUGCCAAACAGUUGUCAGACAAACGGCGCCUAUACCUACUCUCUGAGGGCACAGUGUCACCUAGCAGCAGUUUGUACUCCACGUUGUCUAAAACAGAACUAGACAUCCGCGCCUCGAGUGCGAAACAGCGACAGAAAUUGGUCAAGUCCAAUCCAAACCUGGGCUUGUCUCUCACUCGUCUGAGCAUUAGAAACCUACCUCGUUGGAUUGACGGUAAGGCACUGAAACAAUUAGCUCGAGAAGCAAUUGUUGGGUUUGCCUCAGACGUCAAAACAGGACUUCGUCAACCCAUCAGUAAAGAAGAGUUAGCUCGUGAUGGCGCAGCUGGACAGGUUGCUGAACAACAACGAAAAGCGGCAGGUAAAGGCGUGGUCAAGCAAGCAAAGAUUGUGUAUGAAUCUGACAAGACUGGUACUAAAAUCAGCGAAGGCAAAGGUGGCAGGAGUCGAGGCUAUGGAUUCGUGGAGUACUGGGGCCAUCGCAGUGCGCUCAUGGGUCUGAGGUGGCUGAACGGUCACAUGGUGAAGAAGCCGAAGGAUCAACAGGAUGUUGAUGACGAGAGGGGGAAGAGACUGAUCGUGGAAUUUGCGAUCGAGAAUGCUCAGGUUGUGCAAAGAAGAAACGAUCGGGAGAAGCGAGUAAAGGACAGAAGGAAUCGUGACGACCAGAAAGCUGACGAUGAGGACAUGGAUGAAGUGGGUGUCGACAAAGGGAAGAAGAGGAAGAGAGGUCCGGAUGGUGACAAGAAUGGGUCUCCCGGAAAGAAGCUGAAAAAGGACACUCCUGAUGAUAAAAACGGAGUGGCAAAAGGUGAUCAAGAUGAAAAGAAUAAGGUUGCUGCUCGGAACAGGAUAAUUGCGCAGAAGAGACAGAAGAGAAAGGCCAGGAGAUGA